GCCCUUCGCUCUUCGACACCCCACUUCGUACGAGCAAUGCCUCUCACUAAGCCGUACAGCGGUGCCAGCCGCAAGCUUGUGAUUGGGAUUGACUUCGGUACCACCUACAGUGGUGUCUCAUACGCUAUCCUUUAUAACCGUGAAGUACCAAAGAUCUUGAGCGUCACACGCUACCCUGGCCAAGAGGGCGAUAAGCAAGUGGGAGAUACCAAGAUCCCGACGAUCAUCUACUACAGUAAGGAUGGACAAGUUCGUGCUGUGGGUGCAGAGGCGGAGAAUUCGAAGCUGGACGCUGAAGAUGAAAACUGGAAACUUGCGAAGUGGUUCAAGUUGCACCUACGUCCGUCAGACUUGGCAGACUUCCUCGAGUACCUCUUCACUUGUGCGAAGGACCACAUUUCGCAGGCGCAUCUAGAAGGCCCGCAGCUUGUGGAAUCAUCUUCCAACAUUGAGUUCGUGCUGGCCCACCCAAAUGGCUGGGGAGGUAGCCAACAGUCCUGCAUGCGAGAGGCUGCAGUCCUGGCGGGUCUGAUCCCGAACAAUCAGGAAGGCGAAGAGCGUCUUCAUUUCGUCACGGAAGGGGAGGCGAGCCUUCAUUACUGCAUUGCAAAGGAACUUGCAGCAGACAUUAUCAAGGCUGGGAAACGCCUGGUCAUUGUGGACGCUGGUGGCGGUACAGUAGACAUUAGCACGUAUGAAAUCGUGUCUACUGCUCCGAUAUCCGCGAUCGAGGCCACCGUUGCCGAUUGUCUCAUGCAAGGCUCUACCUAUGUAAACUCCAGAGCCGAGGAUUUUUUGCGAAAGAAGCUGAACGUUGCGUGUCGGGACAAGUCUAAGAAGUCUCGGUUCGGUGAUGAGGAGUAUCUUGACGUUAUGAUGGAUAAGUUCGAGAGCUACACCAAACCGACGUUCCGGGAGACCACAAAGUCUUCACAGAUUGAAUUCACUGGUCAUCGCGAAGCAGACGAGAAGUACGGCAUCAAACGCGGUAGACUGACUUUGAUCCAAUCGGAGAUGGCCUCCUUCUUCGAUCCAUCCAUCAAAGCUAUCGAGGAUGCUAUCAAGAAGCAAGUCGCAGGCGCUGGUGGAACCGUCCACAUGGUGCUACUCGUCGGGGGCUUUGCCGCCAGCCCAUAUCUCCGCGCAAAGUUGCAGACGUACUCUCAACGAGAAGGGCUAACUUUAAUCUGUCCCGAAAGCCAGCCCGCCAAAGCAGUCGCAGAAGGUGCUCUUUACUUUCACCUUGACGACGUGGUAGCCGCGCGCGUGGCGAAGUUCCACUACGGCUCAUCCUGCGCUGUGCCGUGGAUCCCAUUUUUGCCUGAUCACAUGAUGCGAAGGGCGAAGGUGGGAGUUAAUGCCGCGGGGAUCCCCCUCGUCCCCGGAGGGUUCUGCAUCAUCUUGCCAAAGGGUGCACUGGUCUCAAAGGAUGAAGAAUUUGGGGAGACUUUCUCUCGAACCUGGGACCAGUCAAGCGAAGACAUAUCGUGUGAGGUGAUCCGCUACAAGGGCGCCAGGGAGGACCCGUGUUGGAUUGACGACGAGCCCAAAAUGUUCCAAACCUUAUGUACCAUUCGUGCCGACGCAUCCAGCGUGCCGAAGGUGAAGGAGACCGGCAGGUUCGGUCCGUAUGAAGUGCAAAACUUUCGUCUCGUCCUCUUGUUCGGCCUGACCGAGCUCAAGGCGCAGUUGGCCUGGAAGGAAGAUGGGGGAGAAAAGAGGAGCCCCGCCAAGGUCAUCUUUGAGGACGAUGCGAAGUGAGCAGCGG
This is a messenger RNA of Laetiporus sulphureus 93-53, 1768 nucleotides long. RefSeq lists its product as uncharacterized. Gene Ontology annotation, molecular function: ATP binding; ATP-dependent protein folding chaperone. Bases 37 to 1761 code for a protein of 574 amino acids. The record is from RefSeq and is a predicted model, not a curated record. NCBI's taxonomy places the organism in Eukaryota, Fungi, Basidiomycota, Agaricomycetes, Polyporales, Laetiporaceae. The transcript has 14 exons.